This is a messenger RNA of Harpegnathos saltator (Jerdon's jumping ant), 1277 nucleotides long. RefSeq lists its product as uncharacterized. The record is from RefSeq and is a predicted model, not a curated record. Bases 252 to 965 code for a protein of 237 amino acids. NCBI's taxonomy places the organism in Eukaryota, Metazoa, Arthropoda, Insecta, Hymenoptera, Formicidae. The transcript is spliced from 7 exons.
CAUAAUGGAGUCACGAUGACCAUCAAAAGUGGGGGAAUAAGGUAUAAAAAGGAGUGGCAGGAGCGAUCACGAUAGUAGGCAAGUUCAGUACAGUUUCCGACGCGAUGGAAUAUCUGUUCGUUGCGAAGUAAAAGGGUAAAUUAAUCACCUGAUCGAGAAUCGGGAAUAUAAGAAAUACACUUUGCGACGCAUUUGAAGUGUUCUGCGAAGUUAUUCGUUUUCUAAAAACGGUCUCGUAUCUACCUGGCAACAUGCAAACGACAGAUAUGAUGUGUGAAGUGGAUUCUCAUUGUCCCAACGGGCAAUUCUGCUUUUUUGAUAGAGCAGAAAGUUUUUGUAUCGACUAUAUCGUCUGCAAAGAGUAUAAUCGUAAACAAGUAGACGAGUUUACGCGGAACCCGUCUCAAUGUGGAGAAUGCUUAGAUGGAUUUAUGGAUGAAAUUCUUAGUACUGGUGACCCAGCACUUUAUUGCAAGUUGAAGGCUUCGGACCCAACGACGUAUUCAACUACGUUCAAUAAAUCUACAAUAUGGGCCGCUAUUAUGUCUUGUAUUGCUUUGGUAACAAUUUUAGUAAUCUUGUGUGUCUACAUAAUUAAACGACGAAAUUCAAGACGUUUAGGUGUCAAUGACGUAUUAAAAAAUUCUGGAAAGACUAAACGAAAUGUGCUUUUCUUCUUCCGAGGUCGUAACGCAGAAAAUUGUUACAUCCCACCCAACAUAAUCAGGAGUGGAAAAUGUCUGUGUACGCUCCCGCAGUCGGACAUUAAUACAAUCUCGAUUCAGAACUUAUUACCGGGUGAUGACAAUAACACCGAUCUUUCUGCUCAACAAAAUAACAUAUCCCCGUUUCUUCGUUCUUCUAUCAACGAAUACCAAUUUAAUACCAAUAAUCGUAAUUCGGGAGAAAUAAUCAUUCGAAUCCCGGAAUUCACUACGGGAAAUGAAAAUUUCACUAAUCCUUGACCUCAAAGGUUUUACAAAUCAUUAAGUAACCUACAGUUGCCAAUUCUUGCUAGGUCCGAUAAUAGGAAUGAUAAGAAAAAAAGUAUCGCUAUUAUAUAAGAUUUUUGAGUAAGUUAAUUAAUUAAUUAAUAUAUUGCAAUCGAUGUGACCGUAAAAAAAUAAGUAUUAAUGUUCAGCAUUACUACGCUGCAUUUAUUCAAGUGUUAUUAAGACUUUCGACACAAACACAGUAUGAUUAUUACAAUGUUAUAAUGAAAUGUAACAUAUAGUACAACAUGCAAAUUGCACAACUCAAUCAAUUAUUGUGCGCAG